GAACAUAACACAAACAGUUAAAUAAUUUAAUCAAUUUUGUAGGUUGGAUAGGGUACCCUCUUGGAAAUUUCAUUCUGUUUCUUAGAAGUGCACAAUUAGAGCAGGCCUACUUAAGCCUGUUUUCCUGAUAGGGAGCCAUCCUUGGAAUUAAUUUCAAUCACAACCAUUUCCAGAAAUAGUUUGUCUAAAACAAUUCACUAUAUAUGCGUUUUAAUAUUAUCAGUUCCUAUAUUCUCACUUUCUUGUUUUAAGACUAGUGAUAAGGUGUGCACUCUGAACAAAAAGUAUUUUAUAUACCGCACCACUCCAUUCAUCGUCAUCAUCACGUCAUUCACGGAAACAUUCAAUUGGCAAUUUCGCGAAUUUGUUUUCACACCGCCAAAAAAAUGUACUCCAUGCUAAACACCCGCGUAAGUAAACACGCAUUGCCCAACGCUUGAGCGUAAAAAGAGCGCAUAAAUUUGGAAUAGAUGCGGGCCACUUUCCCUUCGGCGAUCGACGAAAUUCAUUCAGAGAAUCAGUCAGUCCCUGUUCGCCAUUUGACAAUGACGCCCACCGAACGAAAAUUGGCACUUGUCACCGUCGCCCUUGUGGGAUUUCUGCUGGCGAGUGCAACCGCGGGGGAGGUCAAAGUGGAAAAAUCCAAGACGCAAACUGGGGAGCAGAGAGGCUUGCUGCCCACCCUGGGUCUGCUAGCCCUGUUCAAGCUGUCCCGGCCGCUGCUCUUUUCAGGUGGAUUCCACAGCUACGGCACCUUCGGCUCGGCCGGUGCAUACUAUCACCCGCACCCCCAGCCCUUUGGCUACCCCUACGGAGGCAUCGGGGCCAUCGGUGCGGCCACGGGCGUGGCCGGAUAUCCGCCAGGAUAUCCUCACUACCCCGUGGGUUACGCUGGCCCGUACGGCACUACCAACAUAAGGGGCGUCCAUCCAACUAACGCUAUCCCAAACAAUGCAGUGAUUGAUGACUUGCGAAAGGAUCAAGACAACGAAGCGACCGCUAAGCCAGGGUAUUUCCAGUACCUGCAGGAGGCAGCGUCACCUUUACUGCAUGCGGGUCAAAAGGUCCAGUCAAGGAGUUUUCAAUAAAAUGGAUCGUGUUUUCCAUAUUAAUUAUUAAUUUAUUUAGAUCACGAAAUUUCCAUCAAAAUUUUUGCGAAUAAACACGUGUAAAUUUGUCA
Messenger RNA from Cloeon dipterum, 1180 nucleotides. RefSeq lists its product as uncharacterized. Lineage: Eukaryota; Metazoa; Arthropoda; Insecta; Ephemeroptera; Baetidae. Bases 471 to 1088 code for a protein of 205 amino acids. The transcript is spliced from 5 exons. The record is from RefSeq and is a predicted model, not a curated record.